GCAACGAAGCUGCUUUGUUGGGGGACCUCAAUAUCAGCAUUGAUAAUUAAGUUCCAGGAGGCAAAAGAAUUUUCUCUGACCUUUUAAAAAACUGAACUCAGAAGAUCAGCAGCAUACAAGGAAGGUGCUGGAGGGUGGCACCAAGUCAGGCAGUGCUGGUUGCUGCUGCCAUGGAGGGAGGCGGAGCGGAGAAGGUGGAGAGGGUAUGUAUGUGGAGGUGAAUGACAUUUGGCACCCUGCCUCAGACAAAUGAAGUGUUAGCAAUGCAGCCAUCAGAGAAAUAUUUGUUCAAACACAAGGGGAAUUAUUUCCAACCAGAUCUGGUUACAGCAGAAUAUAUUGAUUCCCUGGAGGAUUUUGAAAUCAGAGACAGCGAUGUAUUUCUAGUCACUUAUCCCAAAUCAGGAACAAUAUGGUCUCAAAACAUUUUGAGCUUGAUUCAUCAUGAAGGUCACCGAGAUGGAACUGAAGAUACAGAUUUAUUAGACAGAGUCCCAUUUCUGGAGUACAAUAUCCGCAAUAUGGAUUUCGACAAGCGCCCAUCGCCUCGUCUCUUUUCUAGCCAUCUGCCCUACUAUCUAGUACCAAAGGGGUUACGAAAUGGAAGAGCAAAAAUUAUUUAUGUAGCGAGAAACCCAAAAGAUGUAAUGAUCUCCUUCUACCAUUUUUCCAAAUGUGCAGUGAAAUUUGAAGAAGUAGAAGACUUUGGUGUGUUCAUGGAGCGGUUUUUAUCUGGCAAAGUUCUUGAUAGUUUAUGGCUGGAUCAUAUCGAAGGCUGGUGUGCUCACAGGGGUGACUUCAAUAUCCUGUUCCUAACCUAUGAAGAAAUGAAGAAGGAUCUGGGAAGUGCUGUACUGAAAAUAUGCAACUUCCUAGGAAAGAGGCUGUCUGAAGAAGAACUGGCCGAUGUUGUGGAGAAGGCUGGAUUUGAUAAAAUGAAAAUGGAUCGCAGAACAAACUAUACGACACUCUCCACUGAUAUCCUAGAUUUCAGUAAAGGAACUUUUCUUCGCAAAGGUACUGUUGGAGACUGGAAGAAUACAAUGACGGUGGCACAGAGUGAACGCUUUGACAGCGUUUUUAAGGAGAGGAUGGACAAGUUGCCCUUCAAGUUUUGCUGGGAUAUCAAUGAUGAAUUAUGAGGACACGACCAUGUUGAAAGAGAACAUGAAUUCAUGCUUUGUAUAAAUUUAUGCCAUGGAUGAAUAAUGCAUACUGGGAUCUCUAUAUCAUACACUCAAAAAGAAAUAAGUCAACCCCUCUAUAUAUUAAUCUAUAACAAACACUGUUGAUAUGGGUGUCCUUUGUGUUGACAUAAGAAAUCACAUAAAUCCAACGACACACUCAACUUCUAAUGGAAUCAAUAAGAUACUUCAUGAAGAUACACUUGUGAGGAUAAUACUAUCCAUAUUAUAAAAGUUAAUACAAUAUAUAUCGUACAAAUCCACAACGGUAACCUGCUGACCUCCAUUUUGUUGUUAAACUUUGUCAAGUGGAUGACAAUCUUAGAGAAAUUAGAAAGCUUCAAUGCAACUUGAUAACACUUGCGGUAUUAAUCCAUAUCUUCCACUGAUGUGUAGAAUCACCUCUGUUGCUUCAGGAAGAUAUACUAAUACAACCAGCUUGCAACAGUCUAAUGGAAACAGAAAUUCCAUAAGCUUGAUAACACUAAUGAUAUUGAUCCAUAUGCUCUCUUCCAAGAAAUAUUGAAACUCACUUAUAUUCUAGUUAAUGAGCCUAUGCACUAUAUCUCAGAAAUUUCACAAUACAUCUUGAUUCAAAUGACAUAUUAUAGAAAUGUGAAACAAAAAACCUUGAUAAAUGUCACAAUACAUAGAUGCAUCUACGAUAUAGAUAUAUUGAAACAGCCUACAUAGCGUAACAUGAUAAUAAGAUAGAAAACUAUUCAAGCAGCAUCUUCUGUAAUCCCUUAUUAAAUACUUGAUCUGAAAAAACAUCAAAAACUCAAUACAAAAGACAAAAAAAAAUUAAAAAAAUUAAACUGGU
This is a messenger RNA of Hemicordylus capensis (graceful crag lizard), 2007 nucleotides long. RefSeq names its product amine sulfotransferase-like. NCBI's taxonomy places the organism in Eukaryota, Metazoa, Chordata, Lepidosauria, Squamata, Cordylidae. Bases 222 to 1142 code for a protein of 306 amino acids. Gene Ontology annotation, biological process: sulfation. Gene Ontology annotation, cellular component: cytoplasm. The transcript has 8 exons. The record is from RefSeq and is a predicted model, not a curated record. Gene Ontology annotation, molecular function: sulfotransferase activity.